UUCCUAAUACCCUGCCUCUUGUUUCAUUAUGAAAGAUGUACAAACUUCAAACCAAGAGAGUAAAAUCUACCGCUGGCCAGAUGUGGACUUCAAAUGUAUCUAAGAUCAGACAAUCUCUUAAAAAUGUUUACCAUAAAUGCAAGAUCCAGCACCCAUAUUCAACUAGAUAUCCAAGAAUGGAUUCCUAUGAUUGUGCUCAAGAUGACGUUAGCACUGAUGAAGAAAGGAAUCUUAGAGUGAUGCUCCAAGAUAUUAAAACUUCCCAAAUUGAACUCCUCAGCCAAAUGACUGACACUGUCACUUCAGUAACAAAAAUCCAGAAGAAGAAUGACCUUUAUCAGAAGCAAAUGGAGGCACUGGAAACCAGAGUGAGUGUUAACAAAGACAAACAAUGUACAAUCACUAACAAUAUCUUCUCUAUAAAAGAAGACAUCGAUGACUUAAAGAAGAAGAUGAUGGAACUGGAAAACUGCAAUUCUUGCUCUGUCAUACAUUGUUCAGAGGUUCUGGAGGGAGAAAAGGGUACAGAAAUCAUAGAACUGCUUCAGAAACUCAUACAAUCAGAAACUUUGAAGAAGACAUCAGUCUCUACAGAAUCUAGAAUCUCUUCAACAACACCAGAGAAAGUGCCCAGUUAUCCAGGCUCCACUGCUCAUCUUAAAGGAAAAGCAAUUUCUCUCAAAAUCAAAACUCUGAACAACAGUAACCAUCCACCAAGAAGCUUUAAAAAAGCAAAGUCAAAUAUUUACAUUUACCCAGACUUUAGCACAUGGAUCAAGCUAACUUUUGUUCAUGGAGGAAAGUGGAGAUUUUUCCUUAGUGCUACCAAACUGGAGGAGUUCAUCCAAUGGCUUCUUUCUGGGCCAACCAUCCUUCCUGAGGAACCAAGGCUCAUUACCCAGAAAUACUGUCUAUUUGCUGGGCCUAUUGCGAGUUUGACCACAAUCUGUCUCUCUGUUUUCAACUAUAUUUACUGCCUCUUUCGAUCCUCAAAACAGGAAGUAACUCGACUGUAG
Trichechus manatus latirostris (Florida manatee) is the source of this 1016-nucleotide messenger RNA. It is a transcript of the gene CCDC54, whose product is annotated as coiled-coil domain containing 54. The transcript has a single exon. Bases 36 to 1016 code for a protein of 326 amino acids. NCBI's taxonomy places the organism in Eukaryota, Metazoa, Chordata, Mammalia, Sirenia, Trichechidae. The record is from RefSeq and is a predicted model, not a curated record.